This is a messenger RNA of Rhinichthys klamathensis goyatoka, 1706 nucleotides long. RefSeq names its product heterogeneous nuclear ribonucleoprotein A0b (gene hnrnpa0b). The record is from RefSeq and is a predicted model, not a curated record. The transcript has a single exon. Gene Ontology annotation, molecular function: RNA binding. Bases 63 to 1013 code for a protein of 316 amino acids. NCBI's taxonomy places the organism in Eukaryota, Metazoa, Chordata, Actinopteri, Cypriniformes, Leuciscidae.
AGUCGUUUUAAAAAAGGCCCUUUCCUUUCUGAACAGUCGACACGGCGGUCUAACGGCGAGAAAUGUCAGGAAUGGAGCAGCUUUGCAAACUUUUCGUUGGCGGUCUGAACGUCCAAACAACAAAUGAUGGCCUCCGCGCUCAUUUUGAACAGUACGGGGCACUUACGGACUGCGUGGUGGUCCAAAACGAUCAACUUCAGCGGUCCCGUUGUUUCGGCUUCGUAACUUACUCCUCAGCAGAGGAGGCCGAUGCAGCAAUGGCCGCUAGGCCACAUGUUGUAGACGGUAAAAACGUGGAGCUGAAGAGAGCCGUGGCUCGGGAAGACGCGGGGAAGCCCGAAGCUCUCGCAAAAGUCAAGAAAAUAUUCGUCGGGGGCCUUAAAGAGAACAUCGAAGAGAACGACCUCACCGAUUAUUUCUCGCAGUUCGGCAUGAUCGAGAAGGCCGAAGUCAUCACAGACAAAGACACCGGCAAGAAGCGCGGGUUCGGCUUUGUUCACUUCGAAGAUAACGACUCGGCCGAUAAGGCCGUCGUGCUCAAGUUCCACAUGAUCAACGGAAAUAAAGUGGAGGUUAAGAAGGCGCUGACGAAACAAGAGAUCCAGGCCGCCGGUGGAGCUCGGGGCGGCAGGGGGAGAGGAGGAGGAGGAAGAGGAAUGGGGCGGAAUCAAAAUGGCUUCGGCGGCGGGAGAGGAGGAUACGGCAGCUACGGUGGUGGCUAUGGCGGAGGCUACGGCAGCAGUGAUGGCGGCUACGGCGGUGGCUAUGGAAGCGGAGCCUACGGAGGAGGUUACGGAGCUGGAUAUGGAGGAGGCUACAGCGAUCAGAUGGGAGGCUAUGGCGGUGGUAACGGCUACAGUGACUUUGGCAGCGGAUACGGACAACAGUCCUCCGGCUACGGGCCCAUGAAGAGUGGAAGCACGUACGCCGGAAGGAGCGGAGCCCCGUACCCCCGUGGUGGUGGCGGCAGUGGUGGUCCUGGUUACGGCAGGGGUGGCUACGCUGGCUACUAAAGCAGGUUGGGAAAAGACUCGGAAAGCUGUCCCCCUAGGUUCUCUCGGUUUCCACAUUGGGCUCAUUCACCCGGGCCAUGCAAGAGAUGGCGGACACUGUGAAAGCAUACCUUAAAGACCUCAGUUCUUAACAGGUAGGAAGAAGAUCUCUUCCCAGAAACCUGACUUGCUCGACCAGCUUUAGUUGUAGGACAUGUUCUAUCAUAUAUAUCAUUUAUUUCCCACGUUGUAGGACAUGCAGCAAGUUGGCCCUGGUUUUCUUUUCUUUUUAAUUUUUUUUUAACAACUGCGAUUUGUUCGUAACCCAUUCGUUUUUAAAUUCAUUUUUUUCCAACACUGGCGAUAUGUUGUCAAUGCAUUCUCAGUAGACUUGUUUUCUAUAUAAAUUGUUGCUUAGCAGUGUCAUGGGGGAUUAACGCAUGCAGUUUUGAGUUUGUGUUCGUCUUUGUAAAACCCACCACGAGUUUUUCCAAACUAGUUUAUCAUGAUGGGAUAGAGUAGACUACGUUAUUUCUCUUAUUUUGUAAACUAAAUCAGAAACGCACUCAUGAAGUUCAGUUCAACGCUGUAUGAGCAUAAUUACUUCCAACAUUCUCUUGUGUAUUGUAUAUUAUGUCUUCAGAUCAAUCCAGUAUUGUUAAACCUUGAUAUGCAAAUGUAUGUUACUUUUUAAAUAAAAGUUUCACAGCUUAA